AACCAUGAUCUCAUAUAUACACAUUGAGACCUUGAAACUAUUCCCACAAAAGUUCACAAGCUAGCUAGCUAGCUUGAUCCGUUUGCAACGUAAUUAAGACUGUUUGGUCCACCAUGCCUUCAAGGGUAGUACUCUCGGACACCUUUAGAAGCCACCCCUUUCACUUUCAACCCAACCACUUAGACUUCAAUUCCGUUAAAGAGCUGCCCGAUUCUCAUGCAUGGACUCCAUUGGACGAUCAUCAGUUUCCUUGCUGCGAUUCCGAUCACCGGAAUGGCGAUGAACUGGUGCCGGUUAUCGAUCUCCAUGACCCGAAUGCCCGGGAAGCCGUGGGCUAUGCAUGCAGGAAAUGGGGUGUUUUUCAAGUCACCAACCAUGGCAUUGACGCCGGGCUCCUCCAGGGUGUUGAGUCCGCCGGAAAAAGCCUCUUCUCGCUGCCUAUGCAACAAAAGCUCAAAGCGGCCCGGUCGCCUGACGGGGUCGCCGGCUACGGUGUAGCCCGGAUUUCUUCCUUCUUCCCCAAACUGAUGUGGUCCGAAGGCUUCACCAUUGUUGGAUCUCCACGAGAACAUGCUCGCCAACUUUGGCCCCAAGAUUUCAUCCAAUUCUGUGAUGUCAUUGAAGAAUACAAGAAAGCCAUGCAGCAGCUUGCGGCCAAGCUAAUGUGGCUAAUGCUUGGAUCCUUGGACAUUACCGAAGAGGACGUCAAAUGGGCCGGUCCAGAAUCAGACUUCAAAGGGGCCAGUGGAGCCAUCCAGCUCAACUCCUACCCGGCUUGCCCUGAUCCGGAUCGGGCCAUGGGUCUCGCAGCUCACACCGACUCCACCCUCCUCACCAUCCUCUCGCAGAACAACACCAGCGGGUUACAGGCCCAUCGGGACGGAUUCGGGUGGGUCACGGUUCCGCCCAUACCCGGGGCGCUCGUAAUUAACGUAGGUGACCUUCUUCACAUACUAUCAAACGGGUUGUACCCGAGCGUGCUCCACCGGGCAGUGGUGAACCGAACCCGGCACCGAUUCUCCGUCGCCUACCUUUACGGGCCGCCGACCAACGUCGAGAUCUCGCCGUUGCCCAAGCUCGUGGACUCUGCCCACCCUCCUCUCUACCGGCCGGUCACCUGGACCGACUACCUAGGCACCAAGGCCAAGCAUUUCAACAAGGCGCUGUCCUCCGUCCGUACAUGCGUGCCGCCGCCGUGGAUCGGCCGGUGCAAACCGUGAUCAUAGCCGUGCCGUGGACUUUCGCUGGCGGCGGCAACUGUUAAUCUGUAUAUUUUCACUCUUAUAUAUAUAUAUAUAUGUACUUAUUCUAUUA
Diospyros lotus (date-plum) is the source of this 1314-nucleotide messenger RNA. Its product is annotated as gibberellin 3-beta-dioxygenase 1-like. The record is from RefSeq and is a predicted model, not a curated record. Lineage: Eukaryota; Viridiplantae; Streptophyta; Magnoliopsida; Ericales; Ebenaceae. Gene Ontology annotation, biological process: response to light stimulus; gibberellin biosynthetic process. Gene Ontology annotation, molecular function: gibberellin 3-beta-dioxygenase activity. The transcript is spliced from 2 exons. The coding region runs from base 114 to 1220 and encodes 368 amino acids.